Molecule: messenger RNA, 592 nt
Organism: Mycetomoellerius zeteki
Lineage: Eukaryota; Metazoa; Arthropoda; Insecta; Hymenoptera; Formicidae
Gene: Pa1
Product: PTIP binding protein Pa1
Exons: 3
Coding region: 140-592 (150 amino acids)
Biological process (GO): positive regulation of cell cycle G1/S phase transition; positive regulation of intracellular estrogen receptor signaling pathway
Cellular component (GO): MLL3/4 complex
Molecular function (GO): nuclear estrogen receptor binding
Source: RefSeq, a predicted model, not a curated record
UCUUAACCUGAUAUUUCGGUUUACGGAACAGAUAUUUUUUUCUUAUUAAAUUUUUAUUUUUAUGCGAAAACGCAUCGAUUCGGUGUAUUUUUAUCAAAAUUUGAGGUUAACAGAGUCUUCUUAACAUUUACCAAAGAAAAUGGAACGCACUGAGGAAGAUUGGUCUGUAGAGUGUUCAGAUGAUGAGAAAUAUGAAAUGGAUGAAAAGCAUAAAUGGAAUAUAAAGGCUGAAGAGAUAAUCUCAUUAAUUGAAGGUUUGGAAGUAAAUAAUUGCAUUCUAGAACUUGAAUGGAAGUGUCCUGGCAGACGAGGGCCUUCUCCUAUUCCUUCAAAUAAUCUACAACAGGAGCUUGAAUCUCCAGAAUAUAAAACUGAAGAAAAGUCUGACUUUGAUUUCAUGGAUGAAAUGUCAUUACCGAGGUUACCUGUCCGUAGGAUUGGCGAAAGUACUCCAAAAGGUAGUGCUAAGAAAAAAAUUGCCAGCUUUAAUGGAGUAAUAUCCACAAUGUUAAGACAUCGUAGAUUGGAGCAACAAGAAAUAAAUUCAAGUCCAAAAAAAGGUGAAUCUUCUAUAUUAAAGCCACCUACUUAA